Molecule: messenger RNA, 1174 nt
Organism: Eriocheir sinensis (Chinese mitten crab)
Lineage: Eukaryota; Metazoa; Arthropoda; Malacostraca; Decapoda; Varunidae
Product: cuticle protein AM1274-like
Exons: 3
Coding region: 146-556 (136 amino acids)
Cellular component (GO): chitin-based extracellular matrix
Molecular function (GO): structural constituent of chitin-based larval cuticle
Source: RefSeq, a predicted model, not a curated record
GCUCGAGGAGAGGAUGUGAGCGACCUUGGCGGCGCCGUGGCACAAGAAGUGAGUCUCGUGAAGGCGAGCCACGUUCCUAGACGCGGUAUAUAAGGCGCAUCUUCAUUUCCGAGGACAAUCCACUUCGCUCCUCCACACCGACAACAUGAAGCUCGUGAUCCUCGCCUGCCUGGCCGCCGUCGCCCUCGCCCGCCCUCAGACUGGAAAUCCAGACCACAUUGACAUCCUGAGGGACGAGAGGGUCGACAACGGCGAUGGAACCUUCAACUUCCUGUUCGAAACCGAAAAUGGCAUCUACAAGGAGGUGAACGGCAGGAACGCCGCCAACGGUGGCACGGCCAUGGACGGCUCCUUCAGGUUCCCCCUUGACGACGGCAGCAUCGUCGAAGUCACCUUCACCGCCGACGAGAAUGGUUACGUCCCCCAGUCUCCCUACCUACCCACCCCCCACCCCCUCCCCGCACACGUGAUCGAGACCCUCGCCCUCGUCGACCAGUUGGUGAAACAGGGCGCCACUUGGGACGACCAGGGCAGGAGACUCACCCGCAGGAAGUAAAUAUCUCGAAUUUAUAACUCGCGGGAUGAUCAUCCACUUCGACCCCUUUUUCCCCGCUGAGCGCCUGCCCUGCUAGGGUCUGUGGGCAGGAGAAGUGAAAGUUAGCGCCGAGUGCCGAGUGGACAACACUGUACACGCACACUGAGGGGUCGCUCGACACCUGCAAGGAACACCAGAACACAUGAGACGUGAGACUCGGCGACACCGCUCAUCUCCCGUCCAGGUGUUCUUCCUUCCCCUCCGCCACCACUACCUUGACACCCCACCACGCCCACCACCACUACCUUGACACCCCACCACACCCACCACCACUACGCCUGCCAACAAGCACACCCACAUACAGGUGCCACUCCAUUAUCCCCUUACACACACACACACACACACACACACACACAUGUGACUAUGAAGAGCUUUACUUCGAUGACAUGGACUUCACUUCCGACCCCGUGGCCACCCCGCAGGGCACGUCCCAGCCCCAGGACUCUUCUCUUCCAACUUCUCACGUGCCACGCUUGUACAUACAUAAGAUCUGUAGCUUCGGGGCUCCAGCCAGCAUCCCUGAGCACUGGACACAAUCCAAUGCUUGUCAUUUGUUUAUAAUAAACACGCCGCAAUCGA